Molecule: messenger RNA, 2801 nt
Organism: Chelonus insularis
Lineage: Eukaryota; Metazoa; Arthropoda; Insecta; Hymenoptera; Braconidae
Gene: Cdk4
Product: Cyclin-dependent kinase 4
Exons: 6
Coding region: 851-2107 (418 amino acids)
Biological process (GO): protein phosphorylation; regulation of gene expression; regulation of G2/M transition of mitotic cell cycle
Cellular component (GO): cytoplasm; nucleus; cyclin-dependent protein kinase holoenzyme complex
Molecular function (GO): ATP binding; cyclin-dependent protein serine/threonine kinase activity; cyclin binding
Source: RefSeq, a predicted model, not a curated record
AAUAUGUAUAUACUAUUUUGAUCAGCUUAUAAUCACCAUUUUUAAUGGAACACACAACCCGUAUCAUAUGCAUUGUGAGUUAUCGUUAUUACAGUUAGCACGUUUCAGAAUAGACAUUUCAGAUGAAGAAACUGAUAUAAAAGUGUUCAUCAGUGAAUGUUAAAGUGUAUAAAGUUGGACAACAGGCGUCGAAAGAACCAUCUGUAGAGAGGGAAGUAAAAAGGAAAAGGCCCCUUUUCCCCUCCUUUGAAGUCUGGCUCAAAGAGUUUUAAUAAUAUAAAACGAGAGAAAGAGAGAGGCAAGGGCCCCAUGAGGGAAUGGCACCGCUCCUGAAAAAUCUCUCAGCUUGCUUCAUUCCGGAGUACCGUCUCGUGUGCAUCGUCGUCGUUGUGGAAGGUAGAAGCAUUCCAUUCAUGUUUUGGAAUGCGCAGUGUGAGAGCGUCGUCCGGCCGACGAGGACGUAAAGAUCAAGGAUUCCUAAACUGUCCUCGCACAUAAGUUAUCAACUUUCAACUUGUUCGCCGGUAUAAACUGCGAUCGACUGAUUUUCGUGAAGAUCUAUAUAAUCGUUAGCAUUUACGCUACAUAACAUAUAUGUUUUGUUCUAUUGGAGUGCCCUCACAACAGCUGCGUGCCCGUCAACAAGAGGAUUGUCCUUACACUCUUUCGUCGAUCAUUGGUGGUGCCCAAGCGUCGAAACAAAGACGACGAGUAUGAGAAAGAAUGUUCAGGGGCAUCGAUAUGCGGUCAACAAGUCAGGCAGGUGCCAAAGCAGAUGUUUUCCCCUCUCACUUCUAUCUUUAUCGUCUGCAAAGUCUGUUUUCAAAAAUAAAACUUGAAAGAUGUGGUGAUGGCCGAAAAACGACGGCCCCCAAGUUUGGAGCCACCGACAGACUCGCCAUCUUCAUCUUCUCCAUCACCAAAGAAAUCCAAAUUAACUGAAUCAAGUAUAGAUACAUCAGCUGAAGAUAUCAAAGAUCUUGAAGCCGAUGAAAGCCUUGAAACUAGCGAACAGUUGUCACGUAGCAGUGAAUCUCUUGAAAUUGAAGCCCCUAAAGAUAUUUUGGAAGUCAUCGAACCUGUUGCCGGAUCAUCUCAAGUUAAUCCCGAAAAAUUAGACCAAUCAGAAAAAAGUGCGAAAGCAAUGGGAAAAAAAGUUGACAGUUCAUUAGUUGGUGAACACGCUCAUUAUCAGGAGUUAACUUUGAUCGGCGAUGGAGCUUAUGGUACAGUUUAUAAAGCGAAAGAUUCAUCAAGUGGUCAGGUAGUUGCGUUAAAAAAAGUGCGAGUUCCCUUAACAGAAGAUGGACUUCCGACGUCAACGCUUCGAGAAAUUGCUGGACUCAAACAAUUGGAAAGGUUUGAACACCCAAACAUUGUCAGAUUGCUUGAUGUUUGUCAAGGAAAUUACCUUCAGGUUCCCAGUGAUGAACAAAAUGAUAGGAUUAGUCGUGGAUUAACUUUGUGGUUAGUUUUUGAGCAUGUAGAUCAAGAUCUUGCAUCGUUUAUCUCUGCUUGUCCACCAGGAGCAUUAUCCUCUCAGUCAGUUAGACAAAUGUCCAAAGAAAUUCUUCAAGGAGUCGAUUUCCUACACAGUCAUCGAAUUAUUCAUCGAGAUUUAAAACCACAGAAUCUUUUGGUUACUAAAGAUGGCAAUAUUAAAAUAGCUGAUUUUGGAUUAGCUAAGACGUAUGAUUUUGAAAUGAGACUGACAUCUGUGGUAGUAACAUUGUGGUAUAGAGCACCUGAAGUACUUCUGGGAUGUUCUUAUGCAACACCAGUUGACAUUUGGUCUGUUGGUUGCAUUAUUGCUGAAUUAAAUAGACUCAGGCCUUUAUUUCCCGGUACUAGUGAAGGUGAUGAGUUGGAUAGGAUUUUCCAAAUUAUUGGAACACCAAAUCAGGAUGAAUGGCCUAAAGAUGUGUCUCUAAGCUGGACUGCAUUUCCAUAUCGUCGUCCAACGCCAUUGAAGAAUGUAAUACCUGACAUAAAUGAUGACGGUUUGGAUUUAAUAGGAAAAAUGUUAACAUUUAAUCCACAUAUUAGAUUAACAGCAGCUCAAGCUCUUCAACAUAGGUAUUUUAUUAAUUCAGGUUCUCCAUCCUGAUAAGAAUCUUAAUUGUACGAAUAUUUCUAAAGAAUUGCAUUUUGUUAACUAUUCAAAGUGUGUAUGAAUAUUUAGUAGUAAAUUUUUUAACAUAUCUAAUGUAUUCGAUAAUUAUUUUAGAUAGAAUGUUAUUUAAAUAGUUCGUGUGUAUUUUAAUUUAAUUAAUUAGGCAUUUCCGGUGAUGCCUGUGAGUGCCUUAAAAUAUGAAUCGAUGUAUUAUUAUAUAGAUAAAGCCGUUAGUUUAUUUUUAUAAUAGUUAUUAUUAAUUAUUCAACAAGUCUUAAAUAUUAGUUGAAAAAUUAAUAUGUAAAAUUCUUAAGACUGGGAUCGUUAAGAUCCAUUAUAAGUGCUGGAAGUUUGAAAAAUUUCCUAGCUUAAACCAGAAACAAUACUGCCAUUUUUUCAUUAAUUCAUGCUUAUGCAUUUAUUAAUUAAUUAUUUUUUUGUAGUUUUAUUUACUUAUACUUUUGUAUUAUAUAUUGUAUGCAUUUUUGUUGUCUAUAUUGUCUCAUUUAUUUAUAAAGAAAAAUAAUCUGUAUUAAAAUUUUGUAAACGUGAUGAAAGAACGUAAUAAUUAAAAUAAUUAGAGACUGCAUACAUGUUUAGUGGUAAAUGUAGAAAAUGCAAAUAGAACACAUUUUAUGUGUUAUUUUAUAUCCACAUUUAUUUUAAAUACAAUGUUCUUGAUAUAAUC